AUGUUACCAGAUCUAUAUAAUAAAUUAUCACAGGACUAUUCUCAACUUCUUGAGGAUGCCGAUGACUAUGAUGUUAACAUCACAGAAUUGAUCUCUCAUGUUCAGAAUUACCUAAUUAAGGAAAAAAAUGCUUGGAUUAAAAAAAAUCUCAUUGUGGUCUUGAACAAAUCGUUUCAGCUUGUCAGGUGUAAAACACUUCGGGAUUAUUGCCUAGAAUCCACUUGUGCUGAUCCCGAAUCUCUUUUCACUUCCAAGUAUUUUUUAUCUCUUGACCAAGCUAUCUUUUUGGAACUUAUUAAGCGCGAUGAACUAAGAGUGAAAGAAAUAGAUGUCUGGAUACGGCUUAUCGAAUGGGGAAUUUACAAUACACCAAGGAUUGAGAAGAUGAACAUUUCAGAUGUGAAUAAGUUUUCAGAUGAUGAUUUUGUAGAUUUGAAAAGAACGUUGGAUUCUUUGAUUCCACAUGUUAGAUUCUAUGAGAUUUCUCCAAAAGAUUUUUAUAGCAAGAUCCAUCCGUUUCAAAAAGUCUUACCCCAGUCACUUUACGAGGAUGUUUUGUCUUUUCUUAUGGCCAAUACCGAACCGAAGUACGCGUCAUUAUCCACAAAUAAUGGUAUAGGAACUAGAACUGCUACAAGAAAACAUGCGAACACUGUCCCCGCUAAACGGAAUAAUAAAGAC
Messenger RNA from Acaulospora colombiana, 681 nucleotides. The record is from the annotation of a GenBank genome assembly. Lineage: Eukaryota; Fungi; Glomeromycota; Glomeromycetes; Diversisporales; Acaulosporaceae.